Messenger RNA from Bactrocera tryoni, 546 nucleotides. RefSeq lists its product as uncharacterized. The record is from RefSeq and is a predicted model, not a curated record. The coding region runs from base 179 to 493 and encodes 104 amino acids. NCBI's taxonomy places the organism in Eukaryota, Metazoa, Arthropoda, Insecta, Diptera, Tephritidae. The transcript has 3 exons.
GAUAUUCAUUUAGUCUUGCUAUAACCGUGUGCCACAACGGAUACUAAGCGUGUGUGCUUGAAAAUAUUCUAAAUUUGUUGCUAGCAAUUAAAAGAAAAAUAUUAAAAAACUAAAUUUUUCGAGCAAAAGAUGUUUUCGUUUCUUUGCUUAUUUCGAAAUUCGAAUUUAACGUGAAAUUAUGGGAAAACUACGUACAUGUGUGUAUUUACUCGGUGUGAUAAUAUUAAUUUUAUGCAUUUUUUUGGAGGCCAUAGAAGCGGGCUGGAGUGCACAGUGCUGGCGGAAGCACAAUUCCGGUUCCAUACAAACGCCAGAUGGCGAGUUUAAACGUCCCAUUGGCAUACUGUGUACAUACCGUUGCAUGCUGUGGUUUCCACCAGUUUUUCCUUACUGCGAAUUCAUUUUCGAUCUGCGUUUAUCGCGGCAUUUCACCUCAUUCCCUGAUUGCUAUGAGAUACGCUGCAAUGAGACCUUCAGCUUCAUCGGACCCUGAGGCUAAACAAUUUUUAAAUAAUAAGUAAAUUCAAUAAAUAUUAUUAUAAACUA